Messenger RNA from Orcinus orca (killer whale), 2802 nucleotides. RefSeq names its product KH RNA binding domain containing, signal transduction associated 2 (gene KHDRBS2). Lineage: Eukaryota; Metazoa; Chordata; Mammalia; Artiodactyla; Delphinidae. Gene Ontology annotation, molecular function: mRNA binding; poly(A) binding. The record is from RefSeq and is a predicted model, not a curated record. Gene Ontology annotation, cellular component: nucleus. Gene Ontology annotation, biological process: regulation of alternative mRNA splicing, via spliceosome. The coding region runs from base 348 to 1328 and encodes 326 amino acids. The transcript is spliced from 10 exons.
CUCGCGGGACCCCGCCUCUCGCGACACCCUCUCCAAUCAGCGUUGGGCGGAGGCGGGACGCGCCCUGUGCCCUCCUCUCCUGUUCAGGCUGCUGGUACGAGCCGGGCUGGGCGCGAGCGAGGGACUGAGGCAGGACGGGUCGGGAGGCGCGGGGCCGCGUAGCCCGACGGCGGGGGCGGGCGCGGCGCGGGACCGGAGAGGGCGCCAGACCCCGAGCCGCGGCGGCGGGAGGCGGGAAGCGGGAGGCGGGAGGCGGGAGGCGGGAGGUGGGCGAGCAGGGUGCCGGCGACCUACGUCCGAGCGCGCGGAGCCCUGCGCCUGGCCGGGGUCGGUCCGAAGUCCGCGCUAUGAAAGAGGAGAAAUACUUGCCUGAGCUGAUGGCAGAAAAAGAUAGCCUGGAUCCAUCUUUUGUGCACGCCUCGCGCCUGCUAGCCGAAGAAAUUGAAAAAUUUCAAGGUUCUGAUGGAAAAAAGGAAGAUGAAGAAAAGAAAUAUCUUGAUGUCAUCAGCAACAAAAACAUAAAGCUCUCAGAAAGGGUAUUGAUUCCUGUCAAACAGUAUCCAAAGUUCAAUUUUGUGGGGAAAUUGCUUGGACCAAGAGGAAACUCCUUGAAGAGGCUACAGGAAGAAACAGGUGCUAAAAUGUCUAUCCUGGGCAAAGGAUCAAUGAGAGAUAAAGCAAAGGAAGAAGAACUAAGGAAGAGUGGGGAAGCCAAAUAUGCACACUUGAGUGAUGAACUUCAUGUAUUAAUUGAAGUGUUUGCUCCACCUGGGGAAGCUUAUUCACGUAUGAGUCAUGCAUUGGAAGAGAUUAAAAAAUUUCUGGUUCCCGACUACAAUGAUGAAAUUCGUCAGGAACAACUACGUGAAUUAUCUUACUUAAAUGGCUCAGAGGACUCUGGUCGUGGCAGAGGUAUUAAAGGCAGAGGGAUCAGAAUAGCUCCCACAACUCCUUCAAGGGGCCGUGGGGGUGCCAUUCCUCCUCCCCCACCACCUGGACGAGGCGUUCUCACCCCUAGAGGGACCACUGUGACCCGUGGUGCUCUUCCAGUGCCCCCUGUAGCAAGAGGCGUCCCUGCCCCGCGAGCACGGGCAUCACCCACUGUGCCAGGAUACAGGGCACCCCCUCCUCCAGCCCAUGAGGGGUAUGAAGAGUAUGGUUAUGAUGAUGGCUAUGGGGGUGAAUACGAUGACCAGACAUAUGAGACUUAUGACAAUAGCUAUGCCACCCAAGCACAAAGUGUGCCUGAGUACUAUGACUAUGGUCAUGGAGUAAGUGAGGAUGCCUAUGACAGCUACGGUACCCACAAGCAAAGAGCACAUAAUUGAAUAGCAGGUGUGAUGGGCUAAGAAUGAGAGAGGGGGCUGUCCUUGAAGGCAGAACACGUGUUCAUCUCUAAAUUCCAUGGAUCUACCACAGCACCUGACACAGAGCAAUAAAUAUGUUCUAAAUAAUGACUGAACAAAUGAACAAAUCACAUAAUCUGUAUUAGAGUGAAAAGGGUGACUCUCAUGUGGUGGUCACAGAGGACUUCCCAUGCCUGGCAUCUUUCGUUUCAUGAUGAUGGUACUGCUGUCUGUUCCUCUUUCUCCAUCUGAAGUUAAUUGAACUCUUACCCUAAGUAAAGACAUAAGGCUCAUAUGUAUUGUAUCAUAGGACCCAUAUGUAGACAUAAAGGAGUAAUGUGAAAAUAUUUCAAGUAAUUAGAAAUGCAGCUAGUUCCAUUAAAAACUCAAGAUGACACAAUAUUUUGGGCCAGUUUAAAGUACAUCCUAUAAUACUAUUAUAUUAAUUUGGUUUUACUUCUUUAGAAGAAAAAAAGAAAAAAUGGCAUUUUAGGUCACUUUGUAUAAGAUCUGAAUCUGAGUCACUUUUGAGAUAGUUUUCCAUUCUCAUUAAAUUCUCUUUUUGUGACUUCAGUGCUUUUGCUUUUCACUUUCAUUUAAGGGCACAAAGCUGGUUCAAGAAUGUAUGGAGUUGUUAGAUCAUUGCUUCCAUAUAUUUUUUUACUAAGAGACAUAUUCAUCAUUCACAAUUUGGCCUUUGGAAAAAAAAGACUAACUAGUAUUAGAAAUGUCUGUGACCUCACAGAACUUAAUGACCAAGGUAGAAUAAGCAUUCAUAAAUAUUUCAUAGAAAAAAUAGACUGUAUAAAAGAUCAUAGAGGGCUUCCCUGGUGGCACAGUGGUUGAGAGUCUGCCUGCCAGUGCAGGGACACGGGUUGUGCCCCGGUCUGGGAAGAUCCCACAUGCCGUGGAGUGGCUGGGCCCAUGAGCCAUGGCCACUGAGCCUGCACAUCUGGAGCCUGUGCUCCACAACAGGAGAGGUCACAACAGUGAGAGACCCGCGUACCACAAAAAAAAAAAGAUCGUAGAGGCCAAUCAAGUAAUAUAAAAUUACAUCCACAAAAGUUCUCUAGAUGUGGUGGUACAACAUCCUCUACUUCUUUAACUAUGAAACAAAAUUCAUGAAAGCUUUUCAGUAUAAAAGAGAAACAGCUGCAAUUUUUGGACAUUGAUUAUGAGAAGCACCCUGAUUUCAAAAUUUUAAAUUGAAUAAGUCUGUCUUUGAACGGUUUUUCAUUGCAGCACUAUUGACAAUAGCCAGGAGAUGAAAGCAACCUAAGUGUGCAUCGACAGAUGAAUGGAUAAAGAAGAUGUGGCACAUAUAUACAAUGGAACUCAGCCAUAAAAAGAAAAGAAAUUGAGAUUUGUAGUGAGGUUGAUGGACUUAGAAUCUGCCAUACAGAGUGAAGUAAAUCAGAAAGAGAAAAACAAAUACUGAAUGCUAACACAUAUAUAU